Drosophila mojavensis is the source of this 1196-nucleotide messenger RNA. RefSeq lists its product as uncharacterized. Bases 600 to 932 code for a protein of 110 amino acids. Lineage: Eukaryota; Metazoa; Arthropoda; Insecta; Diptera; Drosophilidae. The transcript has a single exon. The record is from RefSeq and is a predicted model, not a curated record.
AUAGUACGCUGUUAAGAGAAUUUCGAAAAUAGUUAACAGCGGCAGUCAACUAUAAAUAAUGUAUGUAAUGCAUAUAUUUGAAUUAUUACAAAAUUAUAAUAAAAAUUCAUUGAAAUUAGCAUAUGUAUAUAAAAUAUGAUGAUAAUCUAAUUUUUCUUUGAGAUUAGACUUAUUAGGACCGUUUUCCGUUCCAUUCAGGAAAACUCUAGUUCACUUUAAGCUUAAUUGAAUAACUCAUAUAACAGUUUUUAGAACUUUGAUUUGAGUUGAAUUGCUCAAGUUUCUCUUGUGUAAGAAUAUCAUCAAACAAUAUUGUCCACAUUGUAUUCUUUCCUAAAGUAAACAAACUCUGAGCAGAUCAUAUUCACUCAAUCACACACAAAUACAUACUUACAUACCCUCGCCUUCUCUUGAACUUCCAUUUGAGUAUUUGCAGAGGCAGCAUAUUUGAAAAUCGGGUUCGUGGAGGAGAUGCUAUUUGCAUGGCUCGACUUUUCAUUCGAGGAGGCAUUCAGUUGACUAUUGACAUUGGUUAAUUAUGCAAGCAUAUUUUUUGUGAAAUAUUAUUUUCGAUUAUAUAUACGUACAUAUAUUGUUCAAUGAGCGACUACAGCUGUGAGUGCAAAUUUGAGGGCAAGACAUUUGAUAAGGAAUUCGACCGAAUGUGGUUGGAUAUAGCCGAUGAGCUGCGAAUGCAGCACGAAUCAACUGGCAUAGGUAAACUAUUUCAACACAAUCAGAUCGGCAGUCCGUGCGACAGUGGAUUCGAGAAAAUGUGGCGUCAGACUGAAGAGGAUCUGCAGAGGGAACAGGAGAUUGCAGAACUCACACAAAGAUUUUGGCAAAAGCUAAAUUUGAAACGUAAACAAUCACGAUGGAAUGUGUGCACAGUAUACCCUGUAUGCGAAAGUAAUAAGAGAGGAGACUGUUGAUUGCUUAACAAUAAUAAGAUGCAAAGUGUGAAAUUGAUUAAAUUGAAUAAAAAUGUUUAUUUGAUAUACAAUUAGUCGAUCCACGUCCAAUUCAUAAAUAAGUAAAUAUUUGUAUUAUAUUUAGUCGUACUAGAAUACAAUGUAAAGAUUAAGUUCGUUUUGGUUAAAAUAAUUUAUUGAUUCCAGAAUAUGUUUGCAAGCUCAACAUUCAAAUUGAUUGGAUUGAUAGUAUCAUAAUAAUAAAAGACUUAACGUAGUAAUUAA